This is a messenger RNA of Hibiscus syriacus, 523 nucleotides long. RefSeq lists its product as uncharacterized. Bases 64 to 471 code for a protein of 135 amino acids. The transcript is spliced from 4 exons. The record is from RefSeq and is a predicted model, not a curated record. NCBI's taxonomy places the organism in Eukaryota, Viridiplantae, Streptophyta, Magnoliopsida, Malvales, Malvaceae.
AAACUUUAAUGAAACUUCUUCACCGAAGACUCGGUAUCCAAUCCAUGCAAUCAUCAGAAGUUGAUGAUCAAUAUCUUACUUCAUCUUCCGGAGGGAGGGAAACCUCCUGUUCCUGAGCCACAAACUUCGCAUUUACCUUUCGAUCAUUUCACAGAUCAGGAAGUUCACGUAAACGGCUCAUUUUCAGAAGGCCCUCAAAAUUCUGGCUCAUUUGCAGAACAGUCAUUCAUGUUGGGCACUGGGGAUCCUUUUUCUAGUAGCUAUUCAGGUGCUAGGUUAACAGAAAAAUCUGCUGUGUCAGGGUCUGAGAACAAUGUUUUAGAGCCAGUAGAGACAACUUUGGACUGUGGUGAGUUACAAAGUAGAACCCAUAGUAUGGCUCUCUUAGCAGGUGGCAAUGGCAUGUUGUGCAGUAAUGAAAUUGGAUUAGAUAAACCAGUUGGAGAAGACCCCUUUAAUGAUAGGUUAUAGUCAAUGAUGCCGAAACGGCAUGAUAAAGUUUCACAGGUUUCGUCAUCCCAGA